Messenger RNA from Verticillium nonalfalfae, 378 nucleotides. RefSeq lists its product as uncharacterized. NCBI's taxonomy places the organism in Eukaryota, Fungi, Ascomycota, Sordariomycetes, Glomerellales, Plectosphaerellaceae. The transcript is spliced from 2 exons. The record is from RefSeq and is a predicted model, not a curated record. Bases 1 to 378 code for a protein of 125 amino acids.
AUGGGCCACUUUGGCGCCGCGGUCAAGAAUGACACAACGUUUGACGGCAACAUGACCUCUCUCGGCGAUGAAAUCAGCAAGCUCGCGGCGGGCGUUUAUCGCCUCUCCUACGACGUUCGAAUGGGCAUCUGGCGUGCCUUUCGUCCCGGCGAGGCCUCCGACGCGCUGACGCCGACCUAUCCUGGCACCUGUCCCUCGGCCAUUAGAUCUGUCCGCUUCUCGGAACUGACGACGUUUCACGGUCUGACGCCGUCGUUGGACCUGCAGCCCGAGACGACGAGGUCCUGUGCUGUAACCGCGAGCAUUACGCACGAGAUCCAAGCGUGCGCCGCGACGGUGGGCGAGGUGCAGGAGAUCAGUCUUUCGAGCAGGAUGUAG